Molecule: messenger RNA, 1843 nt
Organism: Ipomoea triloba (trilobed morning glory)
Lineage: Eukaryota; Viridiplantae; Streptophyta; Magnoliopsida; Solanales; Convolvulaceae
Product: sugar transport protein 14-like
Exons: 4
Coding region: 75-1622 (515 amino acids)
Biological process (GO): monosaccharide transmembrane transport
Cellular component (GO): membrane
Molecular function (GO): monosaccharide transmembrane transporter activity
Source: RefSeq, a predicted model, not a curated record
GUCUCAAAGUAUAGGCCCACUCCGUUUUGCGAAUCAAUUUUUUCUCUGAAAAUCGGAGCACAGAGAGGAGAGCAAUGGCGGGCGGGGCUUUUGUGGACUCCGGGGGAGGGAGGGCCCACCUGUACGAGUACAGGAUCACUUCCUAUUUCAUCUUUGCGUGUAUCGUUGCGGCCAUGGGAGGAUCUCUGUUCGGUUAUGAUCUCGGUGUUUCCGGUGGGGUGACCUCCAUGGAUGAUUUCUUGAAGGAAUUCUUCCCCAAAAUCUACAGAAGGAAGCAAGAACAUCUCAAUGAAACAGACUACUGCAAAUAUGACAAUCAAAUCCUCACUCUGUUCACUUCCUCCCUUUACUUUGCUGCCCUUAUCUCCACCUUUGGUGCUUCAUAUGUGACCAGAAAUAGAGGCAGGAGAGCCAGCAUUCUCUGUGGAGGGGUCAGUUUCUUCAUGGGAGCAAUCGUUAACGCUUUUGCAAAGAACAUAGAGAUGCUGAUCAUUGGUCGCUGUCUUCUCGGUGUAGGCAUUGGAUUUGGCAAUCAAGCAGUGCCGUUGUAUCUGUCAGAAAUGGCGCCUGCUAAAGUCCGGGGAGCUGUGAAUCAGCUCUUUCAGCUCACGACUUGCCUGGGGAUAUUCGUGGCCAACUUCAUAAACUAUGCAACCGAGAAGAUCCAUCCUUGGGGGUGGAGGUUAUCGCUUGGUUUAGCCACGGUUCCAGCCACGCUCAUGUUUGUAGGCGGACUGUUCCUCCCCGAGACUCCAAACAGUCUCGUGGAGCAGGGUCGAUUAGAGGAGGCAAGACAAGUCCUGGAGAAAGUUAGAGGUACCUCGAAGGUCGAUGCAGAGUUCUCUGAUCUCAUUGAUGCGAGCCGGGCUGCCCAAGCCAUAAAGCAUCCGUUUAGGAACCUCCUGAAGAGGAGGAACCGGCCUCAGUUGGUAAUUGGAGCCCUUGGUAUCCCGGCUUUCCAGCAGCUCACUGGGAUGAACUCGAUCCUUUUCUACGCCCCCGUGAUUUUUCAAAGCUUGGGGUUUGGCUCGGGCGCAUCUCUUUAUUCAUCCGCCAUUACCAGUGGAGCACUAGUGCUGGCAACAUUCAUAUCAAUGGCUUAUGUUGACAAGUUUGGAAGAAGGGCUUUUUUCUUGGAAGCCGGUGCUGAAAUGAUCUGUGUUUUGGUGGCGGUGGCAAUCACGCUGGCCCUGAAGUUUGGCGAGGGCGUCGUGCUCCCUAAAGGAAUCGGCAUCUUCCUAGUGCUCAUAAUCUGCAUAUUCGUCCUCGCUUACGGGAGGUCUUGGGGGCCUCUCGGGUGGCUCGUGCCUAGCGAGCUCUUCCCCCUGGAAACGCGUUCAGCAGGCCAGAGCGUGGUCGUGUGCGUUAACAUGAUCUUCACAGCCCUGAUUGCCCAGUGUUUCCUUGUGUCUCUUUGCCACCUCAAAUAUGGCAUCUUUCUGCUGUUUGCAGCCUUGAUUGUGAUCAUGAGCUGCUUCAUCUUCUUCCUCUUGCCAGAGACAAAACAGGUGCCCAUAGAGGAAAUAUAUUUGCUGUGGCAGAACCAUUGGUUCUGGAGAAGAUACUGCAAACCAGAGGAUAAUGAACAAGAACUGCAAGGAAAGCCUGGAGUGCAAGCCUAGGCUGGCUUUUUACCACAUGGAAUGGAAUUACAGAAAUUAAGAUUAGUGUUUAUGAAUGAUUGAAAGUCUUUUUUUUUUCCCCAGUAGUGAGAAACCUCAGUUGAACAGCCAUGUGCAAUAUUCUUAGUGAAAUGUACAUGAAUUCCUUUUCAUUUUUCACCAAUUCUCUAAAUGUGCACAUUGUUAUCCACAGUGUUAUACAAUAUAUCUUCCUUUCAUAA